CAGUAGGAACCCCGCACUGCGCAAGUGUGAGGGCGGGAUUCUCGCGGCCUUCCGCAGGCCUCGCGAGGCUCCCGCGGCGUUCUUUCCGAGGGCCGCACCGGGGUAGGGCGGUGGGGUAGGCGCCCGACUAGGGGCGGAGUUGGCAGAUGGCGUCUGGAGCGGCUCGCCGGCUGGCAUCGGCAUCCAUCCGAUUCGGGGCUAUCCGGAGCGGUCCAAGCUUGAGGAAAGGCGGUGAUGUCUCCGCCGUACGGGCCGGCUCAGGUUGGAGCCUGGUUCCGUCGAGGUCAGUCAUCGUUACCCGCAGCGGCGCCAUUUUGCCUAAACCGGUGAAAAUGUCCUUUGGUCUCCUCCGCGUGUUCUCCAUAGUGAUUCCGUUUCUCUAUGUGGGGACACUCAUUAGCAAGAACUUCGCUGCUCUACUUGAGGAACACGACAUUUUUGUUCCAGAGGAUGACGACGAUGAUGACUAACAGGACAUGGAGGAAGUAAAGAAAAGAAAAAGCACUAAAGAAAUGGUGAUGCUCUCAGCCUCUUGUUCCCCCAUCAGCAGAAAGGCUCAGGAAAAGCCCGCAGUCUCUCAAGUCCAGUGAAGCUUCUUGCAUGGUCUGUGACCAUAGCCCAGAUCUCCAGCCUGGUGGAAGUUCCCUAGAUGUGCUGUCUACUGAGCACUGGAAAAAUCAAACAGUCAAAUUAUGAAUAAACAUAAUAAAAAUCAGCUAUGUGUAACUGGAAAA
This is a messenger RNA of Tupaia belangeri chinensis (Chinese tree shrew), 734 nucleotides long. It is a transcript of the gene SMDT1, whose product is annotated as single-pass membrane protein with aspartate rich tail 1. Bases 147 to 470 code for a protein of 107 amino acids. NCBI's taxonomy places the organism in Eukaryota, Metazoa, Chordata, Mammalia, Scandentia, Tupaiidae. The transcript has 3 exons. Gene Ontology annotation, cellular component: uniplex complex. Gene Ontology annotation, biological process: calcium import into the mitochondrion; mitochondrial calcium ion homeostasis. The record is from RefSeq and is a predicted model, not a curated record.